This is a messenger RNA of Fonsecaea multimorphosa CBS 102226, 537 nucleotides long. RefSeq lists its product as uncharacterized. Bases 1 to 537 code for a protein of 178 amino acids. The record is from RefSeq and is a predicted model, not a curated record. NCBI's taxonomy places the organism in Eukaryota, Fungi, Ascomycota, Eurotiomycetes, Chaetothyriales, Herpotrichiellaceae. The transcript has a single exon.
AUGUCAGUCCCUACAAAGGCCGCUUUCGUCCACUACGGUGACUUUGAUAGCACGACCCGGAAACUCCCGGUGAUGGAGUUCAUGGAGCGCUUCCGCGACGACUUUGACACAAAGUCCUUUGACCCGAAAUGGUACGCUCCAGAUUUCACAUACGUCGCGCCGGACGGAACGGUGUCCGAGGGCCGCGACAAGGCGCUCGACGCGAUGAAAGCCCUGUACGGCCCGCUGCCUAAAUGGUGUCACGAGGCGUUUUAUCUCAACUGCUACGAGCUCGACGACUCGGGGAGCUACGAGAUGAUCGGCAAAGCGACGCUGUGGGCCAACCUGCCGGGCGAGCCAGCUCAGGGGGAGUCGAAGAAGACUGACGGCGAGGGGAAAAAGUGGGAUCUGGCCAUCCCCGGCACGUAUCUCUUUAACUAUGCCAAAGCGGGAGACGGCUUCGUUCUGAAGAGGAUCGAGCUCACCGGGGACACGGGUCCGUUGAUGGUCGGCCUGCUCAGGAGGGGUGUUCUCUCUUCCAAGGAUCUGGGGCUCUGA